Brenthis ino (lesser marbled fritillary) is the source of this 1005-nucleotide messenger RNA. The record is from the annotation of a GenBank genome assembly. Lineage: Eukaryota; Metazoa; Arthropoda; Insecta; Lepidoptera; Nymphalidae.
AUGGGGUUCUUUAAAGUGGUGCUACUAGUUGCGCUUGCGCUGGUAUUUGAGAACAAAAUCAUACAAGCCGGUGUUUGCAAAGGACGAAGUACCGUAUUGGAGGUACGGAUACCACAACACACAAACGUCACAAUUAAAUAUCCAUCUGAAAUCGAUCCUGUUCAGUUUGUUCCGUAUCCAUACGCUCAAAGUAACAAUCCGAAUGGGCCUCAAUGCUUCACAUGUCAAAAAAAUAAGUGUCAAAAAUGUAACAACUUUAAUCCAAACCCAACAUCUAUAAGGCCUCCUUCAGCUAUAAAAACUAAUAUUGUAAUAGAUAUUAAGGGAUCAAAAUCUGAUUCAUCGGGACAACCUGAUAAAGGUAAAAACGCAGGAAAAGAUGGUACAGUAAUCGUUUUAGAAGAUGAAACGUCAGCUUCGAGCACAAGCAAAGCGGCGGCUGAAGGAGAUAAAGGAUCGUCUGCAACUAGUGCUGCUUCCUCUGCAGUUACCCAUCAUGAUUUAAUUGCUGCAUUCAAUGAAAAUAGUCCAACAAAUGAUGGUACAAAGGGUAAUACUCAAGAUAUUUAUGUGGAAGAUAAUUCACAAUCUUUAUCAAGUGCCACAGCUGAUGCUUCAAAUAAUCCUAAAAAAACACCACAACAACCAACGGCACCAGAAGUACCAUCGGAAACUAAGACACCUACUUCAUCUCAGAAACCAUUAAAUCCUCAAGCACCAUCAAAACCUCAGGAACCUUUAACUGAUCAAGGAUCAGUACCUCAAGAGCCAUCGUCCCCUCAAUUACCUACAGCACCUGAAGCAUCUACAGCGCCUGAAACACCUACAGCACCUCCAACGUCACAAGCACCUACAGCACCACAAGCACCUCCAGCACCUCAAGCAUCUCAAGCGCCCACGGAACCUCAAGCAGCCUCGCCACCAUUGACACCUGAAGCAUCGAAAGUACCUCAGGAGCCACCAUCACCUCAGGAUCCACCAUCACCUCAGGAUCCACCAUCACCU